This is a messenger RNA of Ceutorhynchus assimilis (cabbage seed weevil), 2113 nucleotides long. NCBI's taxonomy places the organism in Eukaryota, Metazoa, Arthropoda, Insecta, Coleoptera, Curculionidae. The record is from the annotation of a GenBank genome assembly.
AUGAAAAGAAAUAAAAUAAGAGAAAAUUGGUUUAAAUCGGUUUCUGGUAGUAGGAAAAAUAGUGUACCUACAUCACUUGUGAGAAAGCGUCUUUCAUACACUCGUGUGAAAUUUGUCACUUUCUACACUCGUAAUGUGAUAAACUAUUGCAAUUUUAGGCGCCUUCAAAAUGACAUAAGUUCCCUCUCAUAUGAUUCGAGAGAUGCCAGAAACGAAUUAGAAAUUUGCAAACGACAAGUGGAAGAUCUAAAAAGGCAGCUGCAACAUUAUGUGGCCGAAAUAAAAAGAACUGAGGACUUGAUAACCAAUAAGGAACUAGAAAGGAAUGAAUUGCUUGACCAAUUCAAGUCUCUUUCUCAGGAAGCCAAUGUUUUAGAGAGCAACAACCAUACUUUGGAGAGUGAAGCUAACCAGUGUAAAGUUCAACUGUCGGUAGCUCUCGACCAUUCAACUGAAAUGGAAAGAAGAGUGGAACAUCAAGAAAAUACGAUACGAAGUUACGAAAAACAGAUUGCUGAUUUGUCAGCUCAAGUUGCCAGACUCGAAGUACAACUGAAACAAACUACCAGAGAACAAGAACAGUGCAACACUGAGAUGAAGCAAAUGCGAGAUCUCUGCCAGAAGUUAGAUAAGGAUAAAGACACACUUAAAAACGAACUGUACAAUAAGGAGGACCGACAAUCGCAGAGUCAAAGAGUUACCAAUAAGCUCAAUGCCGAAAUGGCAACUUUACGAGAGGCACUGGAAGAAGAGAAAAGCAGGUUAGAAGGUGUUGAAAAGCUACUCAUUGAGGCAAGGAGAGAAACUACAAGUCAGAGGCUGCUUAAUCAGGAUUUGCAGCACGAAAUAAAGGAGUUGCAGCAAACGGUCAGGGACUUGAAAGAAAAACUGCUCAAUUGCGAAACAAAAUAUAAAGACCGCAAAUCAAAAGUAGUGAGAACAGAAUUAUCUGAUGGACAAGGUAGUGAUCAAAUUAUACCGGAUGGAUAUAGCAGUCCAACAAAAAGUGAUGUUCCGAAAAAAAGAACAUCACUUCUUUCUACUAAAACCUUAACACAACAUGCCAGGUCUCAUGGAGUUUUUGAUCUUACUUCAUUAGAGACAUUGAGUGAACGUAAUGCACAAGACGCGAAAGUUAACAGAAAAAAUUUGGAAAGAUGCGAUGAAUCUACGCAUAAGAAACUGUUGGCCAAGGUUGCAAUUGGUCAGCCAAUAUAUUGCCCGGUUUGUAGGGAACUUAUCAAACCUCGAAAGAAAGCGGAAAUAGAAAAAAGUCCUCAAACUGGAUUGCAUAAUGUUGCCAAAAAUGUUGAUCAGAAACAAGGAACAAUUAAAACAACUUCUGAGUCUAGUAAAAAUGAAGCUCCAGGUCCUAUAAGUUUGGCUUCUGUUAAAUCAUUAACUUGGGAGGAUAAACAAUUAAUACGAAUGAAAUCAAAAGGCCAAACUGACUUGACAUGCUUCGAAAAAAAUGACAAUGCACGUGGCGCAAAUGGCAAAAAUGAUAAUGCUGAUACUAAAGAAGCUCAACCACCCGGAUUUAGGGAGGUCAAAAAUGUGGGAUCGGAUCCUUCCAUAUGGUCUGAAUUUAACAUGGUAAAUGAUUAUGUGCCAAGAAUGAAAACAUGCAGGUGUCCAAAAUGCGUUUCGGAGAUAUCUUUGUCAGAGCCAGAUAUUAGAAGUCCUAUAGAUACGGCUGCAUGCCUAAAAGAAAAAUCAAAGCCAUCGGAUCCAAAUGAUGCCAAAAGAGGAGCAUUUUGUAAAAAAUCCCAGAACAAGCCGGGCAAAGGAAAUAAGGAAGCUAAAAGUCAAUUAUCAAGCUCUUCUGAAAAUACCGAAGUUCAGACAAAGUUUGAUCAAAGCUCCGACAGCUCUGCAGUUUUUCACAAAGUGUUUUGUGUUGAUGGCGUCGGAAUAAAGUGUCACUGUUGUAUCUCGAGUUUUAGAAGAAAAGAUGAUUGAUGCUGUGAUAGCACCUAAUUUUAUAAUAUUUUAAGCUAAUAAUAAAAAAAUAGCUAGGGUACAGCCCACAUUAGCUCGGAUUAUCGAGAGUCUACUCUACUUAUUUUUUUUUUUUUAAAUAUCACACUUGGUUUUUCAAAUAAUUAUGCAG